This is a messenger RNA of Notothenia coriiceps (black rockcod), 2072 nucleotides long. RefSeq names its product neutral cholesterol ester hydrolase 1-like. Gene Ontology annotation, cellular component: membrane. Gene Ontology annotation, molecular function: carboxylic ester hydrolase activity. Bases 85 to 1344 code for a protein of 419 amino acids. The record is from RefSeq and is a predicted model, not a curated record. NCBI's taxonomy places the organism in Eukaryota, Metazoa, Chordata, Actinopteri, Perciformes, Nototheniidae. The transcript has 5 exons.
AGGCAGGUUGUCGUGCAAUGACGAGCUGCAGCCGGCAGUCAGUCUGCAGACACUGAAGCUGACACACACAGACACACACACACCAUGAGGCUGCUGCCAGCUGCUGUCUCUCUGUCCCUGACGGUGGCCCUCGCUUACUAUGUGUACAUCCCGCUGCCUGAAACCAUCCAGGAGCCCUGGAGGCUGAUGAUGCUGGAUGUUAGUUUCCGAACAACGAUGCACCUGGCCUCAUUGAAAGCUUGGCUAGGCUUUGAUCAUUACAUCCAGUUCCUCAGGCAAUCGACAGAAGAUUUUGACGACAUUAUGCAGGGGCUGUGCAGCUCUCAGUCCGAAGGAGGGGUCAUGCCGGGGGUUAAAGUCUGCGACAUCACUUUCGCCGGCGUCCCCGUCCGUGUGUACGAGCCCCCGGCUGGAGGGGAGGGUCAUCUGAGGAGAGGGCUGAUGUUUAUCCACGGAGGAGGCUGGGCCCUCGGCACUACCAAGAAGGGGUCGUAUGAUGUGAUCAACCGGAUGUUGUCGGACGAGCUGAACACAGUUGUGGUCUCUGUUGAGUAUCGUCUGUAUCCAGAGGUGAACUUCCCGGUGCCUUAUCUAGACUGCCUCGCUGCGGCCAAACACUUCCUGUCUGCAGAGGUUCAGGCCAGGUAUGCCAUCGACCCGGAGCGUAUCGCUGUGUCCGGGGACAGUGCCGGAGGAAACCUGGCUGCUGCGGUCGCUCAGGAGAUUUCCACCGAUGACACUAUGAGUGUGAAAUUCAGCGUCCAGGCGUUGAUCUACCCCGUGCUCCAGGCUCUGGACUUCAACACGCCCUCCUACCUGCAGAACCAACACAUUCCCAUCCUCCACCGGCCCAUCAUGGUCCGCUUCUGGCUGCAGUACUUCGGUGCCGACCUCUCCCUGCUGCCCCAGCUGCUGGCGAACAACCACAGCUCCUUACAGCACUCAAACAUCACCCCAGAGCUGCGGGCGCGCGUAGACUGGACCGUCCUUCUGUCCCCGAAAGACAAGAAGAACUACAAGCAUGUGAUUGUAGAGAAAGGUUCCCAGGGGGGGGCGAGGGAGGUGCCGGGGCUCCUGGAUGUGAGGGCCUCUCCUCUGUUAGCAGGACCCGAGGUUCUGGCUAAAAGCCCCCGAGCGUACAUCCUGACAUGCGAGCAUGACGUGUUGAGGGAUGACGGUUUGAUGUACGCACGGCGCUUACAGGACUCGGGUGUCACGGUAACCGUCGACCACUACUUGCACGGCUUCCACGGGUGUUUCAGCUUUAUUACCUGGCCGAUGGAGUUUGAAGUAGGGAAGAAAGCGGUCAGAGGUUACCUCGACUGGCUGCAAAAGAACUUGUAAGAGAGAGUGUGUGUGUGUGUGUGUGUGUGUGUGUGUGUGUGUGUGUGUGUGUGUGUGUGUGUGUGUGUGUGUGUGUGUGUGUGUGUGUGUGUGUGUGUGUGUGUGUCACUGAUACAAACACGCUAGUCCUUUAGCUUUAUGAAUCAUACAAGGGCUAACGCAUCUCGUUUUUGAUUUAAAUAUUCAAGCUUAAGCUCAGGGUCCUCCUGUUCCUGCAGAUACUCACACUCUUGGUAGUAUUUGAGCUCUGUUAGCAGUGUAAUGACUAACCCUGCUGACAGCGGAGAAGGGCACAUAUAUGUUAACAUUAACUUGGCUAACACUGUGACCAGCUAACAAACGCACUUAAUAGAUUCACAGUCACUAGCUUUUACGAGGAUCUUUAAGCCACACCACAAAGACUUUAACAAUAUAUUUCACAAGGAUUGUAAUUCCUGUUUUACGUAACUUUAAUUUACACUGCUUGUUGCACCUUUUCCCCCCCCGAAAAAUGUUUAAUUAUGGAUCCAAACAAGUAACAUUUUGUCCCUCACUUAGGUCCAGACUGAAAUAUCUUAAAAACUAUUAUAUGGAUUGCCAUGAAAUGUUGUAAAGACUGGAGGAUAACCCCUAAUGACGGAUUCUCUGACCUUUCCUCUAGCGCAGUGGUUCCCACCUGGGGGGCGCGCCAAAGAUCGCAGGGGGGGCGCCAGGCCUCAGAUGAUUUGAGGCAAAAUAUCAUAUUUUGA